AUGGCAGGAGCACUCAUCGCUUCAAUCUUCGCUCUCCUAGUAGUCUCAUCCGUUGCUCAAUCUCCCGUGGGAGCACCAGCCAACGCACCAAUGACUCCACCAACAGUCGUAGCAACUCCACCACCAAUGACCAUGGCACCACCACCAAUGACCAUGGCACCACCACCAAUGACCAUGACACCACCACCAAUGGCUGCUACUCCACCAACAAUGGCCGCUACUCCACCAACAAUGGCUGCUACUCCACCAACAAUGUCCGCUUCUCCCGUCGGAUCUCCUACUUCCACCGCAUCACCUCCUUCUCCACCUACCGCUGAUUCUCCCGCCGCCGGUCCAGGAGUCGCCGCUGGUCCAGGAGUCGCCGCCGGUCCAGGAGUCGCCGCCGGUCCAGGAGGAGCUGUAAGUCCAUCAAGUGACUCAAACGACGCCGUUUCAUUCAACAGAAUCGCCGUUGUUGGUGGAUCUGCUGCUGCUGUUGUUUUGGCUUCCGUAUUGAUGUUCUAG
Messenger RNA from Beta vulgaris subsp. vulgaris (sugar beet), 504 nucleotides. Its product is annotated as classical arabinogalactan protein 7. The transcript has a single exon. Bases 1 to 504 code for a protein of 167 amino acids. The record is from RefSeq and is a predicted model, not a curated record. Lineage: Eukaryota; Viridiplantae; Streptophyta; Magnoliopsida; Caryophyllales; Amaranthaceae.